AGGUUGUUAUGACAGGGGGUUUAUUGUAGUUAAACAAAAUUACUGAAUCACAACCGCUCAAUAGGUUUUUGACCGGGGAACCAAGAAACUUUGGUCGGCGGCGAGAGAGGUGAGACAAAACAUGAGCAGCAGGAAAGGUCCCCCAAAGCACCCAAAUCAAUUUGCCUGGAAGCCCAAGGCUGGUGUUAAAAUCAACGAAACCGAAUUAGGAGGGAAGUUCCGGCCAUAUUCAGAGGUAACCGGAGUAUGCCAGAGAUGUAAAGAACAGAUUGAAUGGAAGCGCAAGUACGGCAAAUACAAACCCCUCAUUGAGCCCGCUAAAUGUCAGAAAUGUUCCAAGCGGGCUGUUCGACAAGCUUACCAUAAUCUCUGUACUGCUUGUGCUAAGGAGAACAAAGUAUGCGCAAAGUGCUCAUGUCGGGUUGGGCAUAUAGUUGGGAGAGACCUUUCAGAAAAGGAGACUGAGCAGAAGACACUAGAGGAGGCGAUCAAGAAUGCUAGGGAGAGAGAGAGGAGUACUCUCCUACGGACGGACAUUGAUGUAACUGCUGUGCUAAUUUGUUGUGGUUAUUGUGAUUCAAUGCGAAACAGAUGAAUAAAGGGAAACCCCAUAGUUCAGUAAAAAUGCCAACUAACAAUGAUAGCAAAGCUGGUGAACUCUUCAAUGCUUCAUCACUUGAGGAAUAUUCGGAGUUUAGCCGGGAUGAGGAUCAUGAUAAUGAUGAUGAUGAGGAUGGGGGUUUAAUCUUCAGUUGAGGUUUACCAUGGAUUUUGAGGGCAACUUAAAGUUACGCAGCACCUUUUGAUAUUGAGUAAUGACUUGUGAUUACUUCUACCCAAAAUAAAAAAAGACUUCUGGAUUAUUUCCUUGGCAUUGGCAGCUUUGGUGAUUUAGAUGAGCCUUCGCAUUUUCCAUGUCUUGUGCUUAUAUGAUUGAAUAUUUUCCUCUUUUCUUAAGUGAGAGUUUGUCUAUUCCGUCAUGUGAUGUUGGAAAACUGUUUAAAGACGUGAAAUUAUAGUGUUGUUUGCAUUCCAAUCUGAUCUUGCAUAUAUGGAUUGGGUUAGACCUCCUCCAG
Coffea arabica (coffee) is the source of this 1076-nucleotide messenger RNA. RefSeq lists its product as uncharacterized. The record is from RefSeq and is a predicted model, not a curated record. Lineage: Eukaryota; Viridiplantae; Streptophyta; Magnoliopsida; Gentianales; Rubiaceae.